CAGUGGGAGUCCGUCCGCCGCCAUGACGGCUCGCGUGUGUGCCAUUCUAUUGCUAGCAGCAUUCGCUAUAACGGACGCGCUCGUUGACGAAGCCGUCGACGUAAUCAAACUCGGUAUAGAGGUAGGCGAGGAGGUUCUUAACUCUUGGGACGUUAUUAGCAAACCGUUCAAUAUGUCCGGUGGUGUCGAGUUACCCGUCAUCAGGAGAAAACAGAGACAGAUACUGGCCCGGCUGGCCCAGGUGACACGGGCGAUAAAUAAACUUGAAUCGAAUAUAGAUGAGAAUGGCGCCGUUUUGAUGCUCCUAGCGAAACGUAUCGGCCGCGGUAACAGCCUCGAGCUGAAGCUUCACGAAAUGUCGGAUCUGUUGAGCCGAGUGGCAUCAGCUGAUCAAAAGAUGCGAGAGUACACGAAAAACCAACGGGAAUUGGAGCGGAGAACGCUGGAGGAUUUCGCAGAGUGGUGCGUCUCGCACGACAGUAGUGCACUGCCCGGUCUUAUGGAGCGCGUGUACGCAAUGAUAGUGCCCCCGCACAAACAUCUGCUCGGACAGACUAUUUUACAAAACAUUUUAGAUGAUCUGCAGGAAGAUCAACUAUGCGAUAUGCAGAUGUCCCCCCACCAGCUGAUAUAUGACAUGUACAACACUAUAUCCCUGACUGAGAUAAAGGGAUACGCGAUGAUGCAGUUCUCGUGGAUGCUGCUCAGGAUAUAUGGCAAAGGAAACUUUACGCAGGAAGCGAAUCUGACGCGAGUGAGAUACGCCGAAAGGACGUCGCGUAUUGCGUCCGCCGCCAAAUCUACACUCGCGAUGGCCAAACGGGAUCUGUAUAAAUGUGAUCCGAAAGAACAUAAACUAGGAGUAACAUACGAGGAAGUUACCAAACUGCUUCAAGGUUACAUAGAAAACGAAGUGAACUUGAACACUGAAAAGACUUGCACUGAGAACUGCGCGUAUUACACGCUUACUGAGCGACACGGUUGCUUCGAAGGAGAGUACUGUGAAAGACAAUCGUGCAAGGGACGAAUCAUCGACUGCCAGUAUAUCGACUCCGACAUGUGGGUCUGCCCGGCCGGUAGGAACAGCCCACGUCGGUACGAAUGGAUCGAAUACGAAAACGGUAGGACAUUCGGCCAAGCCGGUACGUGCUCGCGAGGGAAGACAAAGGUCGACUCCUGGUGGAAGUGGAAUCUUCUACAUUGCUCAUACUGCUUUUGUCUUUGUGAAGACGAUAUCCAGUCGUCUGAACGAACCUUCAGCUUACGAGAAGCGUUGGCUGAGAUUGAGAGGAACAAGGUCGUCACUGGCUUACGUCUCGUGAAGCACGGAAGAGUAUUCCAUCUACAGAUAAGUGAGGGUUUCUUGGGAGAGAGAGGAACCAUUACACCCGGAAGUUGGGUGCCGCUACAGAAGUUCGACAUAUCUGAGCCGGGAAUUAGGGAAGGCGAAGACUACCACAAAUUGACUUACGAGAGGAGAGCUAUUGAUUUAGACGAACUAGACUCACCGACGGGGCAUAUCUUAACCGGUGUCAGAUUCCGAAUGAUCGGUGCGCAUUUGCACUUCGAAAUUCGUUCGACACCCUUCAACUACACAACUGGAAGACUGUCAUCCGACCGAAGCCAGUGGAUCAGCAAUGACAAUACGGAGGGUGCCGAAACCCCGAGGUCCCGCCUGGCGCUGCUGCGGCCCGACGUGCCCACGCGCAGCGCGGCGCCGCUGCCGGUGGACUCGCGGCACGACCAGUACGUGGAGUUCGUGAACAGCGACUUCGACGCCGACGCGGCGCAGAGCACCGUGCCCUUCGUCGACGUGCAGCCGCUCGAGCCCAUGAGAGGUGCGGCGUUACUGAGCGGAGCGGGUAUCAUACACCGCGGAGCGAGAGGCUACGGAGGCUUCAUCGCGCCCAAGCUGUUCACGUACGACUACUCCCGCCACGUGAGGGCUCAACCGCCCCCCGACAAUAUACAAGAGGAAGAAUCACCGGAUGUGAAUCUACCCCUUAAUAAUUUUUAGUUACGCAUAGGUUAAUAUUUUGUAUACUCAUUCUAAUGUAGUUUAAUUUGAUAAAUAAAGCUAUCUCUAAGUCGAA
Molecule: messenger RNA, 2093 nt
Organism: Vanessa tameamea
Lineage: Eukaryota; Metazoa; Arthropoda; Insecta; Lepidoptera; Nymphalidae
Gene: orion
Exons: 10
Coding region: 23-2017 (664 amino acids)
Source: RefSeq, a predicted model, not a curated record